Camelina sativa (false flax) is the source of this 1586-nucleotide messenger RNA. RefSeq names its product NAC domain-containing protein 7. NCBI's taxonomy places the organism in Eukaryota, Viridiplantae, Streptophyta, Magnoliopsida, Brassicales, Brassicaceae. Gene Ontology annotation, molecular function: DNA binding. Gene Ontology annotation, biological process: regulation of DNA-templated transcription. The record is from RefSeq and is a predicted model, not a curated record.
AACCCUACUCUCUUUCUCUUUUCCCAUUCUUUCUAUCAUUUCCUCUCUCUCUCUCUCUCUCUCGGGAUCUGACCUCUUUCCAGUAACCUAUUCCCGAGGAGCACUGUCAAAUCUUGUCCAGUCUUUGGUCUUUCAAGGAUCUCUCUUUCUCUCUCUAGUCUUGUGGUGAAAGUGUCAAUUCAAACUCUUCUGAUAACAAGCACGAGAGUUUCAAAAAAUUUUGUUAGAAGCUGUUCAAAAAGUUUCAGCUGGAUCAUCUAGAAUUUCUUCAGGUUAUCAUCGACCAAGAAGACUAAAAGAUGAACUCAUUUUCCCACGUUCCUCCGGGAUUUAGAUUUCACCCAACUGACGAAGAACUUGUAGACUACUACCUGAGGAAAAAAGUCGCAUCAAAGAGAAUAGAAAUCGAUUUCAUAAAAGACAUUGAUCUUUACAAGAUUGAGCCAUGGGAUCUUCAAGAGUUAUGCAAAAUUGGGCAUGAAGAGCAGAGUGAUUGGUACUUCUUUAGCCAUAAAGACAAGAAGUAUCCCACAGGGACUCGAACCAAUAGAGCGACAAAAGCAGGGUUUUGGAAAGCCACGGGAAGAGAUAAGGCUAUAUAUUUGAGGCAUAGUCUUAUUGGUAUGAGGAAAACACUUGUGUUUUACAAGGGAAGAGCCCCGAAUGGACAGAAGUCCGAUUGGAUCAUGCACGAAUACCGCUUAGAAACCGAUGAAAACGGAACUCCUCAGGAAGAAGGAUGGGUUGUGUGUAGGGUUUUCAAGAAGAGACUGGCUGCUGUUAGACGAAUGGGAGACUACGACUCAUCACCUUCACAUUGGUACGAUGAUCAACUUUCUUUUAUGGCCUCCGAGCUCGAGACGAAUGGUCAACGACGGAUUCUCCCCAAUCAUCAUCAUCAGCAACAGCACGAGCACCAACAACAUAUGCCAUAUGGACUCAAUGCAUCUGCCUACGCUCUCAACAACCCUAACUUGCAAUGCAAGCAAGAGCUAGAACUACACUACAACCACAUGGUACAACAAAAUCAUCUUCUUGGUGAAUCUCAUUUAUCAUUCUUCCAACUUCCUCAGCUAGAAAGUCCUAAGAUUCAACAAGAUAACAGUAAUUGCAACUCUCUUCCUUACGGAACAAGCAACACCAAUAAUAACUCGAGCCAUAAUGCUAACUUGCAGCAAUCAAAUAUCGCGCAUGAGGAACAACUAAAUCAAGGGAAUCAGAGCUUCAGCUCUCUAUACAUGAACAGCGGCAACGAGCAAGUGAUGGACCAAGUCACUGACUGGAGAGUUCUCGAUAAAUUUGUUGCUUCUCAGCUCAGCAACGAGGAGGCCGCCACAACCUCUGCUUCUCUACAGAACAAUGCCAAGGAAACAAGCAAUGCUGAGUACCAAGUUGAUGAAGAAAAAGAUCCAAAAAGGGUUUCAGACAUGGGAGAAGAAUAUGCAGCUUCUACUUCUUCUAGUUGUCAGAUUGAUCUAUGGAAGUGAGCAGAAAGAAUAUUAUCUCAUAUAAAUGCAUAUAAAUAUAUAUAAUAUACGUACACACGAACACAGUACUAAUCAAGUGUAGAUGAUGAUGGUACAGAU